This is a messenger RNA of Bombus huntii, 1609 nucleotides long. Its product is annotated as hyaluronidase-like. The record is from RefSeq and is a predicted model, not a curated record. Bases 343 to 1353 code for a protein of 336 amino acids. The transcript is spliced from 5 exons. Gene Ontology annotation, molecular function: hyalurononglucosaminidase activity. Lineage: Eukaryota; Metazoa; Arthropoda; Insecta; Hymenoptera; Apidae. Gene Ontology annotation, biological process: hyaluronan catabolic process; carbohydrate metabolic process; defense response.
ACACACGUGUUAAUCGUUGAGAUGCCUUGCAAACAGUCAACUUGCUCUCUUCCGCACCCUUCGUCUUAAAUUUAGAGAAGCCGUACGUUCAGAGAACGAUUAAAACUUAUUCUCGGGAACACGUGUUGCGGCCUAGUGCUGCAACGGGCACGUUGCGUUUUUCCGUAGAAAAUAAAAAAAAGAAAAGAUCGGAGAGUAAAAAGGACAACGCGAAUGUUGGCAAGCGCAUCCUGUAACUCCUGAAAUACCCAUAAAGCGUUCAAGUUCAGUUUCAUACCGACCAGCCCCAAAAACAACGAAACCGUAAGGGAGUUCAACGUUUACUGGAACGUGCCCACCUUUAUGUGCCAUAAGUACGGGCUUCACUUCGAAGAAGUAUCGGAGAGAUAUGGCAUUCUACAGAAUUCGAUGGAUAACUUCCGCGGUGACGAGAUCGCGAUCCUUUACGACCCUGGAAUGUUCCCGGCGUUGCUGACAGACCCGAACGGAAAGGUAGUGACGAGAAACGGUGGUGUCCCGCAAGAAGGCAAUCUCACCAAGCAUCUCGAAGUAUUUCGGGAGCACUUGAUCAAUCAGAUACCAGACAAAUCGUUUCACGGUGUGGGGGUGAUCGAUUUCGAAAGUUGGAGGCCAAUCUUCCGACAGAAUUGGGCUUCCCUCCAGCCUUAUAAGAAACUCUCCAUAGAGAUAGUUCGUCGUGAGCAUCCGUUCUGGGACAAUCAGAGCGUCGAGCAGGAAGCGAAACGAAGAUUCGAGAAAUACGGGAAACUUUUCAUGGAGGAGACACUGAAGGCUGCCAAACAGAUCAGACCGUCCGCCAGUUGGGGAUACUAUGCUUACCCCUACUGCUACAAUCUGACACCGAAUCAACACAGUUCCCAGUGCGACAGCGCUACGAUGCUGGAAAACGAUAAAAUGUCAUGGCUGUUCGAGCUGGAAGACGUUCUCCUGCCGUCGGUGUACUUCAGACUGAGCCUAACGAGCAGUGAACGAGUCGGUCUCGUCGGAGGCCGUGUCAGAGAAGCCUUGAGAAUAGCAAAACAAAUGGCGAUUAGGAAGAAGGUUCUCCCCUAUUAUUGGUACAAGUACCAAGAUAAGAGGGAUAUGUAUUUGAGCAAGGACGAUCUCGAAGCGACUCUACGAAAGAUCAUGGAUCUCGGUGCCGACGGUCUCAUCCUUUGGGGAAGCUCCGACGAUAUUAAUACCAGGCAAAAGUGCGUAGAGUUCAAGGAAUACGUAAACAACGAACUAGGGCCCAUUGUAGAUCGAAUUAGACGAACCGCUCUUGGCUUGACUCAAAGCAACAGCACUCUUGUGGACAACAGAAUCGAUGUGAGCGUGGACCAAGUUUGAUGUAGCACUUGGAAUACCGAUUCUCUUAUAAAAGAGGCAAAAUAUUAGGAGAAAUUGUAAAAAAUCUUUAGUUUCUGUCGCUUACGUAUAUGGUUAUCAUACAUGACAUACGUAGGAGAUCUGUUCGACCUUCGAAAUAGAAAGAUAUCAAACACGAGACACCAAAGUGAAACCAAAGACUACUGGUUUAGACGAUACUUGGAGAUGUUGCGCGACGUAUUCGAGCAGCGAUCGAAAUAAAAUUCCUACGAAACUA